AUGCUUAAUUUUAUUGCAUGCGUUUCUGGGAAAGAAUCGGUUAAUAGUUUACGUGUCAUCGGGGCCGUGAAAAUAAAUGAUGAAGAACCUCUCAACUCGGACCAGAUCAGAAGCAAUAUAAAUAAACUAAAAUCGAAGUUGAAAAAGGUUACCAAUACGAUAUAUCAAUGUUUGUUCUUUGCUGUAAGUAAUAUACCUAUAUCUACAUUAACGUGGAGAGAUCCAUUGGGGAGUCAAGUUAUUUCCGAUAAAUCAGAUGUAGUAAAGAAUUUACCUAAAAAUUUGCGGGAUUCUUUCAUGAAACCAGUGCGAGAAAUGGUGCCUCAAUCUCUCCCAUCAAUCAUAGAGAAUACAUGUGAUGAAUUUGUGAAAAAAUUCGUUUCUCGUAACAACCGUCUACCCCAAGCCCUUUUGCAUGAUGGAACGUGGAAAGAGUCUGAUGAAAAGCUAGUAGAAGUUGCGAAUGGAAUUUUGGAAACACUGAGUAAUUCUUGGAAUAAUCCGGCAUUUGGACCUGAGCACGCCGAAUCGCUGAACGAGGGUACAUAUGUGACUAACAUGAUAUUACCUGCACUCCAGGCAUCACUAAAGAAUCUCCCUUACGGAAAGACUUGUUAUAUUACCACUUUCGAACGACAAAGCAUCGCCAGUGCGGAUAGAAGAGGAGAGGGGCGAUCAGGACGACGGUCAGAUAUUAUUUUUGUUAAGAUAGAAGAUGAUUAUGUAAAGCUGUGGCGUGAAGUUAAUGACGGUAUGUAUUGGGUUUAUAAAAGCCGUAGACCUGAGAAAGAUCAAUUUGGAAUAAUUGGAUUACAAGUUGCAGGGUCUUUGUUACGAUUAUCAGUACUUAUCAGAGAUAGUGCAAAUGUUGAUCG
Messenger RNA from Acaulospora morrowiae, 875 nucleotides. NCBI's taxonomy places the organism in Eukaryota, Fungi, Glomeromycota, Glomeromycetes, Diversisporales, Acaulosporaceae. The record is from the annotation of a GenBank genome assembly.